Molecule: messenger RNA, 2101 nt
Organism: Anopheles cruzii
Lineage: Eukaryota; Metazoa; Arthropoda; Insecta; Diptera; Culicidae
Product: short-chain dehydrogenase/reductase family 16C member 6
Exons: 8
Coding region: 733-1824 (363 amino acids)
Cellular component (GO): lipid droplet
Molecular function (GO): oxidoreductase activity, acting on the CH-OH group of donors, NAD or NADP as acceptor
Source: RefSeq, a predicted model, not a curated record
GCUGUGCUUGAGUAGCUGAAUCAAGUAUCUAUGUGAGCAAUAGUGCCAUUGUUUCCUGAUGUGAAUUAGUCUGCUGAAAGUGUUUUUAAACAAGCAUUGCAUUGUGUACAGAUCUAGCAAAACACGAACGCUUUCUACGCCUGAUUAUUUUAGAACCGCGAAUAGUUAACAAAUAUGGCGUAACUAAAAAAUAAAGUAAAAACGGACGGUCACUGAAUGGCAUUUGUGGUUAAAAUGUGAUGUGGUGUCUAGUGGUUUUGAACCGUUAACCUACGGUAGUGCUGGUGUAGCGUGUAAUGGUGCGAAAGCUAUUAGUGUGAUGGCGUAAUACUAUACAUAGAAACCGACAGUGCAGAUUUGUUACAUCGCUUUGCUUGAAUUUUUCAUUCAAUUCAUUCAGUACAAGCUUGACAUAUGUGUUUGAAAGCGCGAUUGAACCAGUACGUCUAGGAGAAAAGUAUAGGAAGUGAAUGCAGAGUGAAUGCAAUGCUGUAAGGUGGAGGAAACUAGUUUUCUGCUUUCUUCCGUAUAUUAUCUCCCGGCAAAGGUAGUGCUUCUCGUAUCUCCCAGCUUUCCGUACAGUGGACAGUUGGUGAAAAGAGAGAACUGUUCAAGGAAGUGGUGCGCGGGAAUAAGUUGCAUAUGCAAGAUAGUAAGCCCCAUCACUAGAUAAGGUAAAAAUACCGACUCCGGAAAUCGUUCGAAAAUUCAAGUCACGAUCAUACUCACAAAAUGUCAACGAAAGGAAAACCGUUUUCAUUCGAUCGCACGGAUCCGAAUCCAUCGCGUAAAAAACCAUCCAUCCGGGCAACGGUUGUGGAUGUGGUAGUUUUUCUGCUGACGUCGUUGGGGUAUAUAUUACAGGCUAUCUACUAUCAAAUUAUCACAGUACAGAAAAAGGACUUGAACGGAGAGAUAGCACUUGUGACGGGGGGAGGCGGUGGGCUGGGUCGUUUACUCGCCCUACGACUCAUAAAGCUUGGUGCAAAAGUAAUACUGUGGGACAUCAACCAGGAAGCACUGGACGAAUCGGUAAAAUUGAUUCAAUCCCUCGGAGGACUCUGCAAAGGUUACAAAGUAGACAUAUCCAACAAGAAUGAAGUUUACAACUAUGCCAAAGUAUUGCAAGAGGAUAUCGGAGAUGUGACGUUACUUUUUAAUAACGCUGGUGUAGUAUCAGGGCGAGCUCUCUUGGACACUCCAGAUCAUUUAAUCGAACGUUCGUUUAACGUAAACGUCAUAGCACACUUUUGGACAACCAAGGCCUUCCUACCAGCAAUGCUGAAACACGACCACGGACAUAUCAUAACAAUUGCGUCUCUCGCCGGUCAUGUAGGGAUUUCAAAGUUGGUAGAUUAUUGUUCGAGUAAAUUUGCUGCGGUCGGUUUCGAUGAAGCAUUACGAUUGGAGCUUGAACACCUUGGCGCACAAGGUGUUUUCACAACUGUGAUUUGUCCAUAUUUCAUACAGUCUACCGGAAUGUUUGACGACGUAAAUUCAAGAUGGGUCCCAACACUCGACUCCAACGAAGUAGCAGAUAAAAUAAUUGAAGGCGUACAAAGAAAUGACAAAUACGUCAUCAUUCCAGGGUAUUUACGGCUUAUGCUAGCUAUCAAAUGGGUGUUUCCUUGGGGAUGCAACUCCGGAUUCUUGAGACGAUUAGUACCAGAUGCCGCACCACAAUACAGCAUAACUCCCUUGAGCAGCCCGGAUUGUGAUAAGUUCAAUAGCACGGAAAGCCCGCUAUCCAGUGAUAAUAAUAAUACGACGAAAUCAACUCCACUACUCGUUCAUCGACAAUAUACAGGCGAACGUGUGCUUUAAAUUGCCUGCUGGGACUGCCUGUGAAAUUAUUCUUUUAAUACUUGUUGGUGUUUAGAAAGAGUAAUCCAGCAAUUUUAUUGUUUGAAAAUUUCAAAAGAAUAGUGUCCAUAUUUCUCAUUGUAUUUUUAAAUGGAUUUCAAUUCCGGUCUUUAGCUCGGCUCCCGGACUUAGGGAAAAACAAAGAUAUUACUGUACAGUUUGUUGAAAUUGAAAAAGGGCCACAGCGGCGAAAGGGGAAGACGGGGUGGGACAGGAAUGAAAACGGUUUAUGUACUCA